AAUGAAUCGAACAGAAAAAGAAAAACAAGAAUUGAAGUCUGCAUACCAAGACCGGUGUCAUCUCAAAUUGGUUAACUUAAAGGAUGGGAAAAUGAGUCAUUUUCAGAUCGGAGGACCAGUGCAUCCAAUUCUACAUAACCAAUCAACUCCAGCAGACACCUCUAGUAAUUUCGAUGCUUUCAGAGACCAUAAAAUAGAUGCAGAUACAGUAACGAAACAGCUUAGGAAAAUCAAAAAGACUUCGAAAAACAUGAGAAAAGCCAAUUUUGCGUUCUCUCCCAAUCACACUUUUUACUCAGAGACUACUCAUAAUAACUCUUUGCAAGAACCAGAUACGAAAUUAUUCGUUAAUUAUGUCAAGGGCAAGCAAUACCAGUGAAACUUUGUACUAGGAAGUUCUUCUAAUGAAUUCGUCUCUACUACUGGCCAAGAGUUUGCCACUUCUCGAGAGAAGAAAUCCAGAGCAUAUAGUGUAAACUCUCGAGAGAAGAUUAAUAAAUUCAGAAAGCAUAACUUUGUAGUUGGCUAUAACAAGCUUAAUUAUGAAACUUCGAAUACUGCUAAGAAGAAGUUUCCCUCUCAUUAUCAAAACCAAUGAUCUAAAAUGUCUCAAAUAACUGAUCUGAAGAAGUCUAGCUUCUCUAUUGGUAACAAGGUGAUUGACAUACAUGAAGGGCAGAAGAAAGCUCUCAAUGCUAGUGUUGAUCUUUCUCAUAAAAUCAAGAAUCUGAGGAAGCUCAGCACCAGUAAUACAGACAGGUAUAGAAGAAAAAGAAAUAAAGGAAAAUCUUUGUUUGAGCUGAUGAAACAGAAAAAUAUAGUCUAUGGGUAUGAAAAAUCUCCCCAGUUUAGUACUUCAAAUAAGCUAUAUGCUUCGUCAAAUCCUGAUGAUUUUGCCAAACAGCUUUCUGAGCAAGAUAAACUAUUAAAGAAAAAGAGUAGCUUUAUGUUUGGAAGAGAUGUACCUGAUUUUCAUACUAGCAAUAAAAUGAAGCCUGUAAAGUUAGAUACUGAAAGAAAUAGAAAGAAGGUAUUACAUCUUCCUCGCCCAGAGAAGCAUAAUCCAACCCAGUAUUCUCACUUCAAGAUCGGUAAUGACCCUAAGGGGGGAGUGCCAUCUUCAACCACUUAUAAAGACAGCACCCAGAUUUAUAAAAGCAAAAGCUCUGGACCGAUUUAUAGUCCUCAAAGCCCAAUGGAUGGCAUGAGAUCGAACCUGAAACUAGGAAAUUACACAGAUACUUUGAAGUCUGAAACUAAGGACAAAUAUGUCGCAAAGAGGUUUUCAGUUGACGAUGGCAAGAAAGUCAAGGAUAUUAUGAAGAGCAUUAACUCUAAGUUCCUUGUACAAGAUUUGAAUAUUUCGAAGAUUAACUCUCCUAAUCAUUUUCAGACUACACAUCAGGUUUUUGCCAAUAGUGUGGCGAAUAGAGGAAAGAAAGUCAGUUUUGAAGGAGAUAUUACUCAUAGAUCUUGUGUGAAGAAGAGUGAUUUUUCCAUGAAUGGUCAAAAGACUAACUUUAGCAUUGGAUAUAUGGAUCAUAAAUCUCACUCAAGCAAGGCCAUAUCUUCUCCUCAGAGCAAAUAUAAAGCCAAAUACAAGCCAACUAUGAUAGUUAAGCCAGCGAUUGGCAACUUUGGAAUAGAUAAUUUCCAGCUUGCCCAAAAGUCGUUAAGGAACGUUUAAAUUUUCAAUCAUAAA
Messenger RNA from Moneuplotes crassus, 1702 nucleotides. NCBI's taxonomy places the organism in Eukaryota, Ciliophora, Spirotrichea, Euplotida, Euplotidae. The record is from the annotation of a GenBank genome assembly.